Messenger RNA from Dioscorea cayenensis subsp. rotundata (Guinea yam), 4591 nucleotides. RefSeq names its product probable histidine kinase 3. Gene Ontology annotation, biological process: phosphorylation; phosphorelay signal transduction system. The record is from RefSeq and is a predicted model, not a curated record. The transcript is spliced from 11 exons. NCBI's taxonomy places the organism in Eukaryota, Viridiplantae, Streptophyta, Magnoliopsida, Dioscoreales, Dioscoreaceae. The coding region runs from base 1002 to 4097 and encodes 1031 amino acids. Gene Ontology annotation, molecular function: phosphorelay sensor kinase activity.
GAACUGGAAGGAAAUGUGGAUGGUUUGUUGUAUUUUGGAGUGUUUAAUCUUGCAAAUACAAAAACAGAGUAUGUGGCCAUUUCUUGUUGGUACUGUACUAUCUUUUUGUGUGACUGAUGGAGAGGAGCUGUGGGGUUGGGGAGGUGGUCACAGGACACAGGCCAAACUGGGUUGUGGGAAUUAGUGGGAGAGUUGGAGGGUUGGAUGGCAAGCCUUUUUGGGCACCCUUUUGAAUAUCACUUGUUUAUUGCUUUGCUGAUAGCUCCCCUUCUUUUCUUUCUGUCUCUCUCCACUCUAUCUCUCUCUGUCUCUCUCUCUCUUUUAUCAUUUUGGAUGGCUGUUGGUCCUUGGCUAUCAGACAUCCCUUCCUUGCCACAUUCUCACCAUCAUUCUAAUCUCAGGAAUCUACUUUCCACUGCAUAUGGAUCAAGGCUCAUAUCAUAAAAUAGAGCUCAAUUGCUUUGCUCUGUAGAGCUUGUCCUCAAAUUUGAAGCUUUCAGGCACUGGAAUCCAUCAACUGUUGCUAGAGUUGCUAAAGUUUGGAUCUUCUGUGUUGUUUUUGAUUUCUGAAUCAGUAGGAUCUGAGAUUGGUGGAGUUCAUUCAGAAUGCUUGGUGAUUAUUGUUUGAGAUCUGAAGGGUGGGGAUAGAGCCAUGAAGGGCCUUGGACACUUUACAAGAUCACUUUUUUAACCUUAUCUUCACUGGUGAGUGUGGCUGGCUUCUUUUCUCUGCUUGUGACACUUGCAUGAAUAGCUAGUUAAAGUUUCCUGCUUAAUUUUCAACAAAGUUUAUAGCUUUGGGUUUUGGUGAUUGCUCUAAGAGAUCUGCAGUGGAGGAAUAGGGAAUUAGAUAUUCAUAAGAACACUUUUUUUGAACUUUAUUUUGCAGUGGUGGUUGCUGUAGUACUGUUUCUCAGUGUGGUUUUAUACUUUUAUUAGUGUUGGGUUCCUAGCUGGAGUUCCCAGUAGCUCAGAUUCUUGAGGUUUUAUUCCUCCUGUGGAUGACUUCUCUGAAUGAGUUCAGCUUGGAUUUGGUGGUGUUCUUCUCUCCAGUUUUGGUGGUUUGUUGGUGGGUUUUCUUUAGAAAUCCUGUGAACUGGUUCAUCAAUGCUAAAUCCAUGGAACAAAGGACUGAUUUUUUCAUUGGGAAGGGCAAGUUUUGGGUGGGAUUGUAUGAGAAAUUGUCAUUGAGAGGAUGGAGGAAUCGCUUUUACUGUAAUUACUUGGGUUCUAAAAAGGUUAGAGAGACAUGGUGGAGAAAGCUUCUGUUGUUGUGGGUGGUUGGAUGGUUCUUGGGGUCUUUGUGGAUCUUCUGGUUUAUGAAUUCACAGGCAGCUGAGAAGCGAAGGGAGACGCUUGCAAGCAUGUGUGACGAAAGGGCGAGGAUGCUUCAGGAUCAGUUCAAUGUGAGCAUGAAUCAUCUUCAGGCACUGGCAAUCUUGGUCUCUACUUUUCACCAUUCCAAGGACCCUUCUGCAAUUGACCAGAUGACCUUUGCAAGAUAUGCAGAGAGAACUGCAUUUGAACGGCCUUUGACAAGCGGUGUGGCUUACGCUGUGAAAGUUUUGCAUUCUGAAAGAGAGCAUUUUGAGAAGCGACAAGGGUGGACAAUCAAGAAAAUGGAAUCACAAAAGCAGACUCCUGCUCGAGAAGGUGAUGCAGCCUUUGAGGCGCAUGAGACAUCACCUGUUGAAGAGGAGUAUGCUCCGGUCAUCUUCGCUCAAGAAACCCUCUCCCAUGUCAUUUCUCUGGAUAUGUUGUCUGGAAAGGAAGAUCGUGAGAACAUACUACGAGCCCGGGAAUCUGGGAAAGGUGUCCUCACUGCUCCUUUUCGGCUACUAAAAUCAAAUCGCCUAGGGGUCAUUCUAACAUAUGCAGUCUACAAGACUGAACUUCCUUCAAACGCAACCCCAGUUAAGCGUAUACAAGCAGCCAUUGGGUACUUGGGGGGAAUUUUCGAUGUGGAAGCACUCGUUGAUAAGUUACUUCAUCAACUUGCUUGCAAGCAAUCCAUUGUAGUGAAUGUAUAUGACACAACUGAUCCCGAUAAUCCAAUUACCAUGUAUGGCUCAAACAUGACUCGAAAAACCGUAUACCAUAAUAGCACACUUCACUUUGGAGAUCCAGUGAGAAAACAUGAUAUGCUUUGCAGUUUCAAGCAAAAGCCACCUUUGCCAUGGCUUGCAAUAACCACAUCAAUCGGGACCCUUGUGAUCGCUUUACUUAUUGGAUAUAUAUUCCAUGCUACUGUGAACCGUAUAGCAAAAGUCGAAGAGGAUUACCGGAAGAUGAUGGAGCUCAAGAAGCGAGCUGAAGACGCCGAUGUUGCAAAAUCUCAGUUCUUGGCAACUGUUUCUCAUGAGAUCAGAACUCCAAUGAAUGGUGUUUUAGGCAUGCUACAAAUGCUCAUGGAUACUGAUCUAGACAUAACACAACAAGAUUAUGUGAGGACUGCCCAAGCCAGUGGAAAAGCACUUGUCUCCCUUAUAAAUGAGGUAUUGGACCAAUCAAAGGUUGAGCAUGGUAAGCUUGAGCUUGAGGUUGUUCGAUUUGAUUUGCGGGCAGUUUUAGAUGAUAUAUUAUCACUCUUCUAUGGAAAAGCUCAGGAGAAAGGAAUAGAGUUAGCAGUGUAUGUCUCAGACCAGGUUCCUGACACUCUUCUUGGUGACUCUGGCCGAAUUCGGCAAAUAAUCACCAACCUCAUGGGGAACUCUAUCAAAUUCACAGAAAAAGGUCAUAUCUUUGUUACUGUCAAUCUUGUUGAGGAGGUAAGGAGUUCAUUGGAAGUCAAAACUAGUGAGUCUUCAAGUACCUUGAGUGGCUUCCCAGUGGCAGAUAAAAGACGAAGCUGGGAGACCUUCAAGCUUUUUAGUCAAGAUUCACUUACAGUUAAGCAGGCUUCAUCAUCAUCAUCCUCCUCCUCCUCUGAUGAAAUCACAUUGAUUAUAUCUGUGGAGGAUACUGGAGUAGGCAUCCCACAAGAAGCACAAUCUCGUGUUUUUACACCGUUUAUGCAGGGCGGGCCUUCAAUUUCCCGUAUUCAUGGAGGCACAGGCAUUGGACUUAGCAUUAGUAAACGUCUCGUUGUUAACCUUAUGAAUGGAGAAAUCGGAUUUGUGAGUGUCCCGCAGAUUGGUUCAACUUUCACCUUCAGUCUGGUACUUAAAAAAGCUCAUAACAAUUCAAGUGACUAUAAAUCAUCAGAGUUUCAAGGAAUGAAUGCAUUAGUGCUGGAUGAGAGGCCGGCCCGUGCAAAAGUCACAAAGUAUCAUCUCCAAAGGCUUGGUAUUCAUUGUGAAGUGGCCACUGAAUUGAGUCGGAUAUAUCCUAGCAUUGCACAUGGUAAAUCAAAUGUUAAUAUGGUGCUUGUAGAGAAAGAGGCUUGGUUAAAAUUUACUGAUUUCUGGCCUCUUUUUAUGAGCAAACUAAGAAAAAGUAGCCUGCCAGAGGUACCAAAACUUUUUAUUUUGGCAAAUCCCACCAAUUCUGCAAAGAGCAGUUCAGUGAACUUAAUGGGAUGUGAUGCAACUAUCAUUAUGAAACCUCUAAGAGCAAGUAAUUUAGCAGUGACUUUGCAACGAGCUAUGGGUAAUGGAUUCGGGGACGGUUUGCAGAACGGGAUGCUUCCUCGUGUGCCUGUUUGCAACCUUCUUCAUGGUAGACAGAUACUGAUUGUCGACGAUAAUGCUGUUAACCUCAAAGUUGCUGAAGGGGCUUUGAAGAAAUACGGAGCUGAAGUAAAAUGUGCUGAGAGUGGGAAGAAGGCCAUUGAGUUGCUCUUCAAACCAGAUAAUAAGUUUGAUGCUUGUUUCAUGGACAUUCAAAUGCCAGAAAUGGAUGGGUUUGAAGCUACUAAAAAAAUACGUGAAAUGGAAAAGAAGAUAAAUGACCAAACAGAGCUCGGAGAACAGUCUAGUGGAAGUGUCAUGCGGCGGCAUAUUCCUAUACUGGCAAUGACAGCAGAUGUUAUCCAUGCAACACACGAAGAGUGCUCGAGGUGGGGAAUGGAUGGUUAUGUCUCCAAACCUUUUGAAGGAGAACAAUUAUAUCGGGAAGUAGCUAGAUUCUUCAAAUCGGCUGCCAAGAAAACUCAGUAAGCUCAUUAUUAUGUGGGAUCAUAAAAGAGAACACUGCUGCAUGGAAUUUUCUAAUGGCAGCUUCGCGUGCAUUAGAGGAUAGAGCUGACAUUGUCUUGUACAGGCUUGAAUUGGAGAUCAAACAAAUAGUUUUGGUUUGUUUUGCUACAAUUCUAACCUGGUAUAGCUUCUUAUUAUCGAUGUCCAAAGAGUUCUACAUCUCAAGAAAUACGAAAGUUUCUCAUCAGCAUUCAAAUGGAGAGGAAGCACCUCCAAGCACCAUGGACUUUGUGAUAUAUAACUAGUGAUUGAGUUUUUGUUUUUCGCCGCCUUUUUUCGGAAGACAAAAGAGUGUACAGUGAUGGAAAUAUUCUUGUUCUUAUGUUCCUAUAAGUCUGUGAUAGUAUGUCUUUGUCAAGGAAUAAUGGAAAUGAAUGUGUAUAUAUAUAUAUACAUUGUAAUAAAUAUUGGUGCAAUGAAAUUGAGAGGAUUAUUCCUCUGGGUUAGUUUGGUUA